Messenger RNA from Microthlaspi erraticum, 579 nucleotides. The record is from the annotation of a GenBank genome assembly. NCBI's taxonomy places the organism in Eukaryota, Viridiplantae, Streptophyta, Magnoliopsida, Brassicales, Brassicaceae.
AUGCCUCACGAAAGAGACGAAACAAAGAAAGAGAAGAAGCUUCUUCAUCGCAACAUCGAACGGCAAAGAAGACAAGAAAUGGCGAUUCUUUUUGCCUCUCUUCGUAGUCACCUACCUCUCCAAUACAUCAAGGGAAAGAGAGCGAUGUCAGAUCAUGUAAACGGAGCAGUAAAUUUCAUCAACGACACGCAAACUCGGAUAAAAGAUCUUGCCGCAAGAAGAGACGAGCUAAAGAAAGAUAUGGGUCCGAUUUGUUCGGGCCCUAGUAGUCAAACCGGAUCUGGAUCCGGAUCUGGGUCAAGUAGAUCAGAUCCAGCUAGUGUCAUGGUGCAACCGUGCGUGAGCGGCUUCGAAGUGGUUGUGAGCAGCUCAGCAUCAGGUCUCGAGGCUUGGCCACUCUCAAGAGUUCUCGAGGUUCUACAUAAACAAGGACUUGAAGUCAUCAGCUCUUUAACCGCACGAGUCAACGAGAGGCUCAUGUACACUAUACAAGUCGAGGUAAAUAGCUUUGUCUGCUUCGACUUAGCUUGGUUGCAGCAAAAGCUCAUUGAGGAGUUGGUACUUUCGACGACGGGGUAA